AUGCCUCAUAGUCAGAAGAGUAAGCGCCAUGUCCAUGAGAAACGCCAACAGGCCCAAGGGCAAAGCCAGGCUGCCCAGGGUGCUCAGGCUACUGCAGGAGAGGAGGAAGGACCCUCUUCUUCCUCCCAUCUUUUGGGGGAUCCCACAAAGAGCUUCCCUGUUAAGGGUGUUUUGCGGGAGGCUAAGGAAGCCACUGCUCCUGCUUCAGCUGUUUUAUCCAGAAGAUCUGAUGUAGAUGCCAAGGGCCAAGAGGAGAAAAGCCCCAGUCCUGCCCAGGGCCCAUCUGCCACUGAGAAGCCUAAGAGAGAUCUUUUGACCAGAAAGGCAGGCCUGUUGGUGCUGUUCUUGAUAGGCAAGUAUAAAAUAAAGAAGCCCAUUCUGAAGGUCGAUAUGCUGAAGGCUGUCAACAGAAAGUUCCAGAAGCACUUCUCUGAAAUCUUAUGGGGAGUCGCGGAGCGCAUGGAGCUGGUCUUUGGCCUUGAAUUGAAGGAAGCUAACCCCAGCGGUACCUUCUAUCACCUCAUCAGCCAACUGGAUAUCACUGGUGGAGGGACUUUCAGUGGGGGCAUGGAGUUGCCCAAAGCAGGUCUGGUGAUGGCUCUCUUUUUGGGUGUGAUUUUUAUGAAUGGUAACCAAGCCACUGGGGAGGAGAUCUUGGAAUUCCUGGAUGUGUUGGGGAUCUCUGCUGGAAAAAGGCACUUAAUCUUUGGGGAGCCCAGGAAAUUCCUCACCAACGAUUUGGUGUGGGAAAAGUUUCUUGAAUAUCAGCAGGUUCCCAACAGUGAUCCUCCAUGCUACAAAUACCUGUCUGGUCCAAGGGCACAUGCUGAUACCACCAAGAUGAAAGUCUUGGAAGCUUUGGCCAAGAUCAAUGAUACUGUGCCCAGCGCCUUCCCCCCAUUGUAUGAAGAGGCUUGGAGAGAUGAGGAAGAGACAGCCUUCGCCCGAAUGACAGUCAGGGCUAGAACACAUUGCACGGCCAGUGCAAGUUCCAUGGCCCUGUCUGGCAGUCGCUCCCCAUUCUAA
This is a messenger RNA of Echinops telfairi (small Madagascar hedgehog), 1026 nucleotides long. Its product is annotated as melanoma-associated antigen B1-like. Gene Ontology annotation, cellular component: nucleus. The record is from RefSeq and is a predicted model, not a curated record. Gene Ontology annotation, biological process: negative regulation of transcription by RNA polymerase II. NCBI's taxonomy places the organism in Eukaryota, Metazoa, Chordata, Mammalia, Afrosoricida, Tenrecidae.